AUGUCCACUGAGAAAUGCCUUUUUGAGAUACCUGCUUUCGUUUUCUUCAUCAUGAUUGAAACGAUAUACAUCGCAAGGCAUGGCUUCCGUUCUAAUUGGGUGACUAACAACUGGAACAACGCAACGGGACUUCCUCGCGAUCCGCCGUUAGCAGCUUAUGGGGUCACCCAAGCAGAGGAGCUGGCGACAUACUUCCUAUCCCUACCCGAAGAUAAACGACCCACGGCGAUAUUUUCGUCCCCUUAUUAUCGGUGUUUACAGACAUCUAAACCUGUCUCCGAUGCCCUAGGGUUACCGAUUUACGUAGAGCAUGGAAUAUCAGAGUGGUACUCUCCAGUAGCUCCCAACUCCGGACUUCACCCUCGCCCCAGUUCCGCAGCUACUCUCACCAGACAUUUCCCAUCAAUCGACCCGUCCAGCUGGUCCUCCAUCUUUUUCCCCACACGCAAGGGAGAAGAUGUCCCUGAACUUCACCAGCGCGUAGCCCAUUUCCUGACCGACUUCGUUCCAGAGGUAGAAAAAAUUAAACCGGAACAUAAGAGAAUCCUACUUGUCAGCCACGCAGCAACUAUCAUUGUCCUCGCGAGGGUGUUGUUGAGAGAUAAGGAGUUGCCUUUACGCGUAGGGACAUGUUCGCUUACGGAGGUCCAUAGGAAGAGGGGUAGUGAACAGGUAAUUGGAGGAUGGGAAUACGGAAAGUUGGCUGAAGCUGGCUUCCUUACCGGCGGUGUACAGAGGGACUGGGGUAUGGAAGAUAUUGUGAUGGAGAACGGGAAGGUUGUGGAGGACCGCGGGGUACCUGGAACGGAGCAUGAAUCAGAUGAACCGGUAGGAUCGCAGCUACACUCUCCGCCACCGAUUGCAAGCAGCCUUUGA
Marasmius oreades (fairy-ring Marasmius) is the source of this 876-nucleotide messenger RNA. RefSeq lists its product as uncharacterized. NCBI's taxonomy places the organism in Eukaryota, Fungi, Basidiomycota, Agaricomycetes, Agaricales, Marasmiaceae. The transcript is spliced from 7 exons. Bases 1 to 876 code for a protein of 291 amino acids. The record is from RefSeq and is a predicted model, not a curated record.